UGCGCAAGCUUCGGUUUUGACUCAAUUCAUUUCUCAAGUGAUGCCAAUUUGCGCCAAAACCCCAUUUUCUUCUGUCAUCUUGUUAAUUGCCUUCUUACUCCGAAGUCAUUUUGUUUACAGUGUCUGUGGAGAAUCUGUUCCAUUCUUCCUUUUGGUUUUGAUUCCUUCUUUGUUCUUCUCUUCUCUUUAGUACUCAUUUCCCUGUAACCUUAUCAGUUCUCAACUCUGGGAAGCCAUGGUGGCUGAUAGCAAGUCCAAAUCAAAUAUCUCCUUCGCUGGAACCUUCGCCAGCAGUGCUUUUGCCGCAUGUUUUGCCGAGGCAUGCACUAUCCCUUUAGACACUGCCAAAGUUAGGCUCCAGCUUCAAAAACAAGUUGCAGCUGGUGAUGCGGUGAUCUUACCUAAAUAUAAGGGCUUGCUUGGGACAGUUGCGACUAUUGCAAGGGAAGAAGGUGCUUCAGCACUCUGGAAGGGCAUUGUGCCGGGACUGCAUCGUCAAUGUUUGUUUGGAGGGUUAAGAAUUGGGUUAUAUGAACCUGUUAAGAAUUUCUAUGUGGGAAGUGACUUUGUUGGAGAUGUUCCAUUAUCAAAGAAAAUUCUUGCUGCCCUUACAACUGGUGCUUUGGGAAUUACCAUAGCUAAUCCAACUGAUCUUGUGAAAGUUCGACUUCAGGCUGAAGGAAAAUUACCUCCCGGUGUACCAAGGCGCUACUCUGGAUCAUUAAAUGCUUACUCUACAAUUGUGAGACAGGAAGGACUUGGGGCUCUUUGGACUGGGAUUGGCCCCAAUAUAGCAAGAAAUGCUAUCAUCAAUGCAGCUGAACUAGCCAGCUACGAUCAAGUGAAGCAGACCAUUUUGAAAAUCCCAGGUUUUACCGACAAUGUUGUAACCCAUCUCCUUGCUGGUCUUGGGGCAGGGUUUUUCGCUGUCUGUAUUGGCUCUCCAGUUGAUGUGGUUAAGUCCAGAAUGAUGGGAGACUCUACUUACAAAAGCACUGUCGAUUGUUUCGUGAAAACUUUGAAGAACGAUGGACCUUUUGCCUUUUAUAAGGGGUUCAUCCCAAAUUUUGGACGGCUGGGGUCCUGGAAUGUGAUCAUGUUUCUAACCUUAGAACAGGCUAAAAAGGUCGUCAGAAAUAUAGAGUCAUCCUGAGUUAAUUAUGCAAAUACCGGUAUACGACGAUUGGUGCAAUACAAACUGUUGAGAAAAUAAUGUAUCCUCUUGCCUUCAUUUUCUUAAAUAGGGGAUAUCGUAGAACAUUUUUCAGGAAAAAAGAACGGAAGUAUUCAUGAGCUAUUUAAAAUUUGACGUGCUCCAGCUCUGAAUAAUUUCUGAUUGCUAUAAAGCUCCAAGUUAGAGAUCCUGCUUGUUGAAGCUAUGCUUCAUCUUUCCCCGCGUUUCCGAGAGGCUGGAAGCUGCGUUUUGGUGAUUUAAACUUUAAAUUUAAAGGCUGAGAUAGAAUAUUUUUUGUUUAAAAGUAGUAAUUUAAUAUACCAGCAACUUCUAUCGGCGGGAUAGAAUUAGAAUUAAAUUCUUCGUCCAGAGUC
This is a messenger RNA of Prosopis cineraria, 1548 nucleotides long. RefSeq names its product mitochondrial uncoupling protein 1-like. Bases 236 to 1153 code for a protein of 305 amino acids. Gene Ontology annotation, biological process: mitochondrial transmembrane transport; mitochondrial transport. NCBI's taxonomy places the organism in Eukaryota, Viridiplantae, Streptophyta, Magnoliopsida, Fabales, Fabaceae. The transcript has 9 exons. The record is from RefSeq and is a predicted model, not a curated record. Gene Ontology annotation, molecular function: oxidative phosphorylation uncoupler activity. Gene Ontology annotation, cellular component: mitochondrial membrane.